Messenger RNA from Mirounga angustirostris (Northern elephant seal), 11897 nucleotides. RefSeq names its product transmembrane protein with metallophosphoesterase domain (gene TMPPE). The record is from RefSeq and is a predicted model, not a curated record. NCBI's taxonomy places the organism in Eukaryota, Metazoa, Chordata, Mammalia, Carnivora, Phocidae. Gene Ontology annotation, molecular function: hydrolase activity. The transcript has 2 exons. The coding region runs from base 247 to 1590 and encodes 447 amino acids.
AGUCAAGUGACGCGGAGCGGCUGGCCCGCGCGCAGACUGCGGAGCAGAGAGGCUGGAGAAUGGACUUGCGGGGGGUGGUUCGCAUUCUCUCUCUACUGCUGGUGCCGCUGCUGCUGGGUUCUGCGCGCGGCUUGCGCGCGGAGCUGACCUGGAAACCUCUGCUUGGCCACUGUCCUUUCUAAGGAACUCGCCUUCCUGAGCCUGCCCGCACAGAACUGGCAGGGGACCCUUUUAGGAGCAGAGAACAUGGCGAUCUUCAGGCAGCUGUCCCUGGGUGCAAAGGCUGCCCUGGCUGCCGGCACUGUCUUCGUGUCCAUGAUUGUGUCCCGCUCCUAUCUGGCGGGGAGCCUCGAGCUCAGGGCCUGGCGUUGGCUGUUGCGCCUGCAGCUCGCCCUGUUUGCCAAUUCGCUCAUGCUCAUUGGCUCCCUCUACAUCUGGCGUAGCACAGUCAGCAACCUCAGCCACUCCCCAGCCGCAGAGUCCACCUGUUUUCAGCUUUGGAAGAUGGCUGUUGUGGCAUUUCUGGCCCUGGCCCAUUCCAGUUUCUUCACCAUGCUCUUUUUAGUGGCCGAGGAGCCCUAUCUCUUCUCCGUGGCGGCCUACUCCUGCCUUGGGGCAUACAUCAUCAUGCUCUUCUUCCUGUGUACCCUCAGUGGCAUGGAGCAGGCCUCCCAGCUCUUGGCCUGGCGCGGUGGUCGGGCCGUGGGCAGCCUUGACAAGACAAGGAAGCUGGCCGUCAGGCCGGCCCUGGCAGUGGCAGUGACCGCCGUGCUCAGCGUGCUUGGGCUGCUGAACGCCGCCCAGCCCCCAGCUGUGAAAACCGUGGAGGUGCCCAUCCAGCAGCUGCCUCCCUCGAUGGACAGCCUCAAGAUUGUGCUCCUCUCAGACAUUCACUUGGGCCCCACGGUGGGCAGGACCAAGAUGGAGAUGUUCGUGAGGAUGGUGAACAUGCUGGAACCAGACGUCACAGUGAUCGUGGGUGACCUCUGUGACGCCGAAGCCUCCAUCCUCCGCACAGCUGUGGCUCCUUUGGGCCAGCUGCACUCACGCCUCGGCACCUACUUCGUUACGGGGAAUCAUGAAUACUACACGUCGGACGUCAGCAACUGGUUUGCGCUGCUGGGAUCCCUGAACGUCAAGCCCCUUCACAAUGAGAACGUGAAGAUUUCCACCGCGGGGGCCCAGCACGGGGGUGGAGAGGAGGAGGACUGGAUCUGCUUGGCUGGGGUGGACGAUAUCGAAGCAGACAUCCUGCACUACUCCGGCCACGGCAUGGAUCUCGUCAAGGCCCUGGGGGGCUGCAGCCCAGACCACACCACCAUCUUGCUAGCUCACCAGCCACUGGCUGCCAAGAGAGCCCUGCAGGCUCGGCCAGAUAUUAACCUGAUUCUUUCUGGGCACACGCAUGCUGGGCAAAUCUUCCCCUUGAACGUGGCAGCCUAUCUCUUGAACCCCUUCUUUGCUGGCCUCUACCAAGUGGCCCAGACUACGUUUGUAUAUGUCAGCCCAGGCACAGCCUACUAUGGGAUACCCAUGAGGUUGGGUAGCAGGGCGGAGAUUACGGAGCUCAUCCUGCAGCGGGCUCCCUGAACCGGGCCCUGCCUCGUACGCCUCUUCAGCGCCCUUGCCCUUCACCAGCCAUCCCUCCUUAGAGCGGGUUGCCUGCUUUGCCCCCUUCAGCCUCUCCUGCCCAGCCCUGCCAAUACACGCUUGGUCUCAGGCCUGGCUUGAACAGUGAUUUGUGCUGGGGCUGCCUGGCAAGUCCAGGCUGGUUCACUCUGUAGAUGGCCAGUUACUUUUUUAUAUGUAUCUGUGAGGCCACUCAAGUCACAUAUGUAAGAACGAGCAUCUGUUUUCCAGGUGAUGUGGAGUAAGCUCUCUUCCUCUGCAAAGCUCACAAGGCUGAACUGAAACAUGGGGUUGCUUGAAAGGAUACCUCUAGAAAGCAGAACAGAGGAACACUGGCGUUUUUAAACCCUCUUUAGGACUUAGGCAGUUCCCAGGAUCAUUGAUCCAGAGCUUUCUGGGGAAGGGGCAGUGUUGCUAGGUGAUCUGGGAGGACAGGCAAGAAGGAAGCCGCUCUGGCUGCUGGAGAGGAAUGUUUCCUUUUCCCUCGUGGUUCUGUCAGAGUCACCUUUAUUGAGGGCAUCAGGCAAACCCGCGGGGGCACAGGGCUCGGGCUGUUCUGGGCCUCCAGUGCUGCUAUUUUAUUGCCCAUACUCCUGGGCCUUGGGGAUUGGGGGUGGGGGUGGGGGGUUGGAAAGAAACAUGAGCACAGUGGUAGGCAUUGGUAAUAGUACUGCUGCUUAGGAAUUCAGAGGGGAUUUGCCUCCCGGGUCUCCUUUUAUUGAACACUUGGGUGAAGUAAUUAGGGAUAAGCUGCUUUUUCCUCCUCGAAGGUGAGCAAACGGAGGCAGAGAGAAGCAGGAUGCUGGCAACAUGACAGGUUAUGUAGGGGACCCUUGGCCGGAAGCCAGGUCUUCUGCCUCCCUGUCCACGGUCCGAUGCUUAAGGAGCAGGAACUGUGACAAGUGAGGGCAGGACUCAAGCACAUGCAACUGUGUAAAGAGAAUGAACAAGGCUCUAGAACCUGAUGGUCUCUCAGGGCUGGAAGGGAGUUGGCUUGUUUCAGCGUAGGAUGUCUGUAACGUUGGAAGAAGAGUCAAGAAAGUGGACUCCCCCCACCACCCAGGUUUGGGUGUGUGUUUUGUGAGAAACGGGUUCACCCUCUACCAGGGUAAGUUGAGGUUUCAUGGGGAAGUGGCAGGACUUUGUGCUCUGGCAGGGCAGCGAGACCUUCCUUCCCUCCCUCCCCCUGGGCCCUGGCUAUGGAAUGCCAGGACUGUCUUCCCUGCUGGGUGACUUCCACGCCAACACCUUCCUCUCCAUCCCUCACCCCAUCCUGACCCCAUCAGCAUUGUCCUAGGGCUCUGGCCAUAGAACCAUAGCGCCAUGCUGCUGGGCUCUGGACCCUCUGGAGUGACCCCACCCUGCUGGCCAAGCCUCUUGUGCCAGAGGCAAGAGACCCUUCAGCCCUGAGGUAGCAGUCAAUAAGCUCUCCUGUUGGAAAAGGCCUCACUGAGAAGCCUGGGGACCUCGGCUCAGCAUUGACUUAUUUGUAAUUGGGAGUCUUUCUUCAACGGGGAACAAAAACACCACUCUGCCUGGAGAAGCUCGCCCUGCUGCUCAUUGGUCAGGCAGCAUCUGGCAAAUGACUUGCCCUCACUGAGCCUCAGUUUCCCUCACCCUAAAAUGAGGAUAAUUCUCUCUACCUCAAGAUUGUUUUGUGGGGCUGGUAUUAAGACGUGAAGUAAGGUACACGUGGCCCAUGUUGGUGGUGGUAAUAUUUAAACAUCACAUGGGGCACGCUAGGGAGCUGUGUUGGGCACAGGUGCCCAGAGAAUUUAUGGAGUGGCCAAACCUGGGGAGUGUGAGUGGGUAGCAUGCUGCCUGUGGCCAGGGUCCGGUGAUCUGUCAAAGCAGCAACUGCUGGGGGUCCGCUUCCCUUGGCCUGUGCACACUGGGCCUGGCCGCAGGGAGUUUCUUCAUUUUCCUCCUGUCUUCCUGGUGUAUAACAGAAUCCUAGGCCAUCGUGGAGACCCCCUUUCUUGUUUGCAGGAAGUCGAGAUACUGACAGCGAGCCUUCCAGGGAAAUUUAAAAUCUGUCUUUGAGUUGAGAUGUCAGUGGUUUCCUUAUUUUGUAUCCCCUUGUGCUCAAUCGUCCUUGCAGCCAGGAGUAUUUGGAGAACAAACUUACUCAGAACUGAGGAAGGGACCCUGCCCUUUCUUUGAAUACAUCUUGCAGAUGGUGGGAUUACAGAGAGGUGAAGUGCUUCACCCGGGGCUGCCGCCCAGCUCCCAUAGUACGCUCCUCGCUGGCCACCCUCCCGGCCUCAGGGUGACUGCUCUUCCAAACCCUCUCCGUUCCGUGGGACCUGACCCCAUUUUCUGGAUCAUUCCAGUUGACUUUCUUGUUCCCUUUUGUUUAGAUCUCACCAGGCUCUGCUAGUUGAUGCCAUUUGUCGUCCAGCCUUAAGUGCAGCUGCUGGUGGUUGACUUGCCUACCUUUUUGGAUCUUUUUUCAUCAGUGUUCUGAGCUUCAUGAAAUUAGCUUCCUUCCUUAUUUUUUAUCUUGCAUCUUUGUCUCUUCUUUCUCCUGAAGGCUGUCAUUUUGCGGUCUUGUGUACCCUUCAUCCUUGUUCUGAAGUCCUUGCUUGACUGAUUUCUUUCUACUCCUGGAAGUAAGACAGGGCCAUCCUGUGUGUCUCGGGAAUACUGAGCAGCAACUUCCCGUGCGUGGUUUAUAUCCCAUGAUGAGGUGCAAUUGUUCCCAGCAGAAAUCCGUCCAUUACUGUGCAGAUGUGGCUCUGGCAGGCUGCUCUCCACGUACCCUUCGCACCUGUUCCCUGUUCCCCACUCACUUACCUUCUUUGUUUUGUUCGUUUAUGGCUGGGGGAGGUGGUGAGGAACAUUUACUUGAAGCUUGAAAAUUCUUCCAAUUUCCUUUCUGUUUCUUUCUUUCUUUUUUUUAAUUUGUUAAACACAAGUUAAAAUGAAAUGUAAUGCUUUUUAAAAAUUAACAAUAGGGCGCCUGGGUGGCUCAGUCGUUAAGCAUCUGCCUUCGGCUCAGGUCAUGAUCCCAGGGUCCUGGGAUCAAGCCCCACAUCAGGCUCCCUGCACUGCGGGGAAGCCUGCUUCUCCCUCUCCUACUCCCCCUCCCUGCUUGUGUUCCCUCUCUCGCUAUGUCUCUCUCUGUGAGAUAAAUAAAUAAAAUCUUUAAAAAAAUAAAAUAAAAAUAAAAAAUAAAUAAAAAUUAACAAUAGCAUGUGAAAUAUACUGUUGUUAUAAAAUCUCAAUAAAUUAAUGCUGUGUCAUCCUUUCCAAACAUCCAGCCAUCCUUUUCUCACCCUUAUUUUAUUUUGUUUUAAACUUUUUAUUGUGAAAAAGUAAAAAUAUUCACAAAGCAGAGAGAAUAGUAUACUGAAUCCCCAGGUUCAUCAUGCAGCUUCAGUAAUUAUGACUAUUUCACUGUACUUUCUCAUGUACCACUGCCUGGUACUCUUUUUUCUUUUGUGGCUGGAAUAUGUUAAAGCAAAUCUUAGAAAACAUAACUUCAGAGGCGCCUGGGUGGCUCAGUCAGUUGAGCAUCAGAUUCUUGAUUUCAGCUCAGGUCAUGAUCUCAGGGUCCUGAGAUCGAGCCCCAUGUCAGGCUCUGCGCUCAUACUUGAGAUUCUCUCUCCCUCUCCUUCUGCCCCUCCCCCCCCAUGCUCACUCUCUCUUUCUCUCUCUCUUUCAAAUAAAUAAAUAAAUCUUUCUUUAAAAAAGGAAAACAUAACUUCACCCAAAUGUACUUUUUAAUAAAGCACAUCCAUGUCAUUGUAUCCAAUAAAGGUAAUUCUUUAACAUCAUUUAAUACCUAGUUAGGAGAUCUGGCGCUGGAAGCCAGGUCUUCUACCUCUUAAUAAAAGUGUGUUUUUCUGCUGUUUCAGGGUUAAGUAGUUGUAUCUGAGUACGGGAUUAAAUGAAAGUAACUGUGUAGAGAAUUCAUGUUCUGUUUCUCCUGAUUACAUCAAUUGUCUUUUUAUUGUGAUAAAAAACGUAGUGUAAAACUGAUCAUCUUAAUGAUUUUUAGGUGUGCAAUUCAAUAGUGUUAAGUAUAUUUACGUUGUCAUGAACCCCACCCAUUAAACAAUAACUCCCCCCCCCCCACCAGCUGGCAACCACCAUUCUACUUUCUGUUUCUAUGAAUUUGACUGCUCUGGGUACUUCAUAUAAGUGGAAUCAAACAUUAUUUGUCUUUUUGCGACUAGCUUAUUUCACUUUGCAUCACAUCCUCGAUGUUCAACCAUGUUGUAAUAUGCAACAAGACUUCCUUUUUAAGACUAAUGUUCCAUUGUCUGUAUAGCCUACAUUUUGUUCCAUUCAUCCAUCAGUGGACAUUUGGGGUGUUUCCACCUAUUGUCUAUUGUGAAUAGUGCUGCUACGAAUAUGGGUGUGUAUAUAUCUCUUCAAGGCCCUGAUUUCUAUUCUUUUGGGUACAUACACAGAAAUGGGAUUGUUGGAGCGUAUGUUAGUUCCAUUUUUCCUUUUUUGCAGAACCGCCUCACUAUUUUCCAUACCAGUUGCACCAUUUUACACUCCCAUCAGUGCAUAAGAGCUCCAGUUUCUCUACAUUCCCACCAAAACUUCUUUUUUUUUUUUUGAUAAUGUGGUUUUGAUUUGCAUUUCUCUGAUGAUUAGUGAUAUUGAGCAUCUUUUCCUAUGCUUAUUAGCUAUUAGUCUAUCAUCUUUGGAGAAAUGUCCAUUCAGGUCUUUUGCCUAUUUUAAAAAUCAGGUUAUUUGAUUUUUGUUGUUACCGAGUUAUAGGAGGUCUUUAUAUAUUCUGGAUAUUAACCCCUUACCAGAUAUAUGAUUUGCAAAUAUUUUCUCUCAUUCCAAAAUUGACUUUUCACUCUAUUGAUUGUGUCCCUUGAUGUGCAAAAGUUUUUAAGUUUGAUGUCUUAUUUGUCUGUUUUCAUUUUUUUGCCUGUGCUUUGCUGUCAUAUCCAAAAAAAAAAAAUGAGUAAGUUCAGUGUUAAAGCUUUUCCCCUUUGUUUCCUUCUAAGAGUUUUAUAGUAUUGGGUCUUAUGUUUAGGUCUUUGAUCCAUUUUGAGUUACUUUUUAUAUAUGGUGUAAGGUAAGGGUCCAGCUUUAUUCUUUUGCAUGUGGAUAUCCAGUUUUCCCAACAUCAUUUCUUGAGGAGACUCUCCAUUCCCUGUUGAGUUGUCCGAGAGUCCUUGUUGAAGACCAUUUGAGCAUAAAUAUGAGGGUUUAUCUCUGGCCUCUCUACUAUAUUCCAUUGGUCUAUUUGUCUGUUUUUGUUUUUGUUUUUAAAGAUUUUAUUUAUUUAUUUGAGAGAGAGAGAAAGAGCAUGAGCAGGGUUGGGGAAGGGCAGAGGAAGAGGGAGAAGCAGACUCCUUGCUGAGCACGGAGCCCAACACAGGGCUCAGUCCCAGGACUCGAGAUCAUGACCUGAGCCAAAUGCAGAUGCUUAACUGACUGAGCCACCUAGGCACCCCUAUUUGUCUGUUUUUAUACCAGUACUGCACUGUUUUGAUUACUGUAGCUUUGUAAUAUUUUUGGAAUCAGGAAGUGUGAGUCUUCCAACUUUGUUCUUUUUCAAAAUUGUUUGGGCUACUUGGGGUUCCUUGAAAUUCCAUAUGAAUUUUUCUAUUUCUGCAAAAAAAUGCAGUGGAGUGUUGAUAGAGAUUGCAUUGAAUCUAUAGGUCACACUGGGUAGAAUGGAUAUCUUAAUACUCAGUCUUCUAAUCUAUGAACACAGGAUCUCUUUCCAUUUAUCUCUUUCAGCAGUGUUUUGUAGUUUUCAGUGUAUGAGUCUCACCUCCUUGGUUAGGUUUAUUAAGCGUUUUAUUCUUUUUGAUGCUAUUGUAAAUGCAGCUGAUUUUUAUUUGUUGAUUUUGUAUUCUGCAGUUUUGCUGAAUUUGUUUAUUAGUCAUAACAAUUUUUUUUUUUUUGUAUAUGGAAUCUUUUCUUUUUCUUGCCUUGUUGCUCUGGCUAAGACUUCCAAUACUCCGUUGAAUAGAAGUGGUAAGAGCAGGCAUUCUUGCCUUGUUUCUGAUCAUAGAGGAAAAGCUUGUGGUCUUUCAUCAUUGAAUAUGAUGUUAACUGGACUUUCAUAUAUGGCCUUUUUUAUGUUGAGGUGAUUUCCUUCUACUCCUAGUUUGUUGAGUGUUUUGUCAUUGAAAUGGCGUUGAAUCUUGUCAAAUCUGUCUCUGCCUCAAUUAAGAUGAUCAUGUGUUUUUUGUCCUUUAUUCUGUUAACAUGGUGUAUUACAUUGAUUGAUUUUCAUAUGUUGAACCAUACUUGUGUUACAGGAAUAAAUCUCACUUGGUCAUGUGGUGCAGUCCCUUUAAUGUGUUGUUGAAUUCAGUUUGCUGGUACUUUGUUGAGGAUAUUUGCAUCAAUAUUUAUCAGAAAUAUUGGUCUCUAGUUUUCUUGUUAUGUCUUGUCUUACUUAGGUAUUAAGGUAGUGUUAGCCUUAUAGAAUGAGUUUAGAAGCCUUUCUCCUCUUUGAUUUUUGGAAAGGUUUCAAGAAAAUUGGUGUUAAUUCUUCUUUAAAUGUUUGGUAGAAUUCUCUAGUGAAGCCAUCUGGUCCUGGGUUUUUCUUUGUGAUUUUCAGUUACUGAUGCAAUUUUCUUUCCAGUUAUUGGUCUCCUCGGAUUUUCUGUUUCUUCGUGAUUCAGUCUUGGUAGGUUGUAUGUUUCUAGGAAUUUUUUCAUUUGUUCUAGAUUACCCAAUUUGUUGGCAUACACUUGUUCAUAGUAGUAUCUUAUAAUCUUGUUUAUUUCUGUGGCAUCAGUUGUAAUAUUUCCUCUUUCAUUUCUGAUUUUAGUUGAGUCUUCUCUCUUUCUUAGUUCAUCUAGCUAAAGAUUUGUUGAUUUUGUUGAUCUUUAAAAAAAAAAAAAACUCUCAGUUUCAUUGAUUUUUGUCCUUAUUUUUGUUUGUUUGUUUGUUUGUUCUGUCUUUCAUUUAUCUCUGCUCUGAUUUUUAUUAUUUCCUUCUUUCUGCUAGCUUUGGGUUUAGUUUGUUCUUUGGUUUCUUUUUCUUUUUUUUUUUUUUUAAGAUUUUAUUCAUUUGACAGAGAGAGACACAGCAAGAGAGGGAACACAAGCAGGGGGAGUGGGAGAGGGAGAAGCAGGCUUGCCGCUGAGCAGGGAGCCCAGUGUGGGACUCGAUCCCAGGACCCUGGGACCAUGGCCUGAGCCAAAGGCAGACGCUUAAUGACUGAACCACCCAGGUAUCCUGUUCUUUGGUUACUUGAAGAAUUAUGUCUCUUUAUAGUUCUUUUGUUUGAAUCAGGACUUAAAAUAAGACCCAUAUACUGUAUAUGAUAUAUUUCUUAAAUCUAACUCUAUAAAACAUCCUCUCCUUUUUAUGUCAUUUAUUUGUUUAAGUUAUCUGGAUAUUAUCUUAGUAUUUCCUACAUUUUGGAAUUGUGGUGAUUAAUGUGUUGUACUAUCCCUCAUAUUGUCUGUGAACUGGUAGAGCUAGAGAUCUAUAAAAGUUGCAGUUAGAGGCUGGAUAGAUUCAGGUUCAACUUUUUUUCUUUUUUGGGCAGGAUGACUUCAUUGCUUUCAGUGAAACCCAUUGGUCCAGUGUUGUCAACUUGAUCCCUCCACUGGAAAGUUCCUCAUCAUCUUUUGAUCUAAUGUUUCAGCAGUCAUUGAUGACUAUUGCCUGACUAUUCCACUAGGGAUUCCAAAGUUGUGAUUUUUUUUUUUUUAAAGUUUGCUACACUCAUUAUAGAAUUUAGUGAGCCAGAGUACUAAGAAGGCUUUCCAGGAAUAGUUGAUUACUUAACUUUUAUAUAUUCAGGAGACAAUGGAAACUUCUUUUAUCUCUGUUCUGAAUUCUGAAAGAGUUUUUGGAGCACUCAGAAAUAUAAUCCUGCCAUCAGCCCCCAAAAUGGUGAUUUUUAAUUUCAUCAUCUGUGGUUCUUCUAAAAAGAACUCUCCUCAUCAGUUGGUUACUCUGAAAAAGGCUGUAACAGAGGUAAGAGAGAUGCUAGACUCUUCCCCUUUAUUCAUCAAUUGUCAGAAUAAAGAGUUGAUGCCCCAGCAAACUCCAAGGAUGUUCAAUAAUCUCUUCUUUGCGGUGGGAGGGAAUAUCAUGAAUUUGGCUGUUUUCAUAGAUCUGAUGUGUUUCAGUCCAUUGAAGUGAUAAAUCUUUUUUUUUUUAGAUUUAUUUAUUUGAGAAAUAGAAAGAGAGAGAGAACAGAGGGAGAGGGAGAGGGAGAAGGAGAAGCAGACACCCCAGUGAGCAGGGAGCCUGAUGCCAGGCUUGAUCCAAGGACCCUGAGAUCAUGACCUGAACUGAAGGCAGACGCUUAACUGACUGAGCCACCCAGGCACCCCUGAGUGAUAAAUCUUUUGCUGCUCAAAAUCUCCCACCUUUGGCCAGUUGGAGCGAAAUUGCUUCUGUAUCAUACCGUAAUGGUUUUUGAUAGUUUUAGGCUUAUUUUCUAUGUAUUCUGUCCUAGACUUGGACUAAGUAAUUUCUUGAAGGAGCUCUGGUUCCUUUGAGUGGGAAAUAUUUAAAGGCCAUAAUUUAAGUGCUAGAGGAGCUAAGUGUUACUAGCUAGUGUCGUUUCUAAGCUGUUUCAGUGGCUGUUGCUAGGAAAUAAAUAUUUUUUAGAAAGAAAAAAAUUAUAAGUUAUAUUAGUAUUUCCAAUUUAAAUGGCAAAUUAUGAGCUUUUUAAAAAACAAGCUUUAUUUUUUAGAGCAGUUUUAGUUUCACAGCAAAAUUGAAUGGAAGGUACAGAUUUCUCGCAGAACCCAGAUUACAGGGUUUUUACUUAACUUUCUCAGAUUUUAUGUUUGUUUCUGUUUUACACUGAAAAUUUUGGUUCCUAACAGCCAAUGUAAUUACUUAUUUACUUUAUCCUACUUAACAUAUAUUAUGGAUUCAAAAUAGCCAUGAAAUAUGAUUGCUAGGAUGAAAUCUACUGGAUGCAGUUUUGUUUGUUCAUUUGUUUUACCUGAAUGCAGUUUAAGAUAUAUUUUUAUCCUUAGGCUAAAUACCAUCAAAAUACUAUUUCAAAUUCACUUGAAAUGAUUCUUUUCUCUGUGGAAAGAAAGUUAGGUCUGAUUUUAACUUUCAAGAACUGUUUUAUAAUUUUAAAACAUUUUUAUUUUUUUAAGGCUAUGUACUUACUUUUCUCUGAGCUGAGGAGGCAGAAUUAAAUCUGUAACUGCCUGUGAGUCCUGGAGGAUUGGGAGCUGGUCCCAAGCUGUGUUCAUUUCUCCUCCAUUCUGCCAUUUUCCUCCCGCUUCUGUUGUAAUUUAUGCUCCGUUGUAAUUUACGCUCUUCAUCCACCGUCUUUUUGGAAUGCUGGGCAAAAAUCUUUUUGGAACAAGACAGGCAUAAAUAAAUAACAACAUUGAUAAAAAUAGAAUGCAUAAGCCAUAGCAGGUCAUCCACAACUUCCUCCCCAUCCGUAUUGAUCAUCACCCUUCCCUGUGGCUGUUUUGCUUCUUCAGCUUGUCUGGUGUCUGGUGCUUCCCUGACACUGGAUGUUUGAAAGGCUCUUAGCUCUGGCACAAAGUUUGUUGUAUAGUCAUCUGAAAUAGCCCUCUGUCUUUCUAUUCUGUGAGCUGAGGGAUCUGGGAAGCCCAUGUGUAUAAACACCCUUCCAUCCCUAUCUUCUCCACUCCCCUCAAUCCCUUGUCCCUCAACCGGAGGGCACUAGCAGCCUAGGAGGGUGGGUCUCUGCCACUCUGGAGCCGAGCAGCUCAUGUCAGGAAUUCUCCAGGCUCUUGGGCCUCUGGGGUGAGUGAAAGGGCAUACAGGGUGCUGGGGAUGCAGAUCCAGUGAAUAGGUGCUUUACUAGAGUCCUACUGAAGGGCUUGAAGAUGUAUUGUCUUCAUAUGGUCAGCAUGACCCAUAACUUGUGAUGUCACUGAGCUCCUUUUAUUUCUUUGUUCUGGUUGAGGAAUGUGCAUAAAGUAAUGUAAUAUAAUGAUCUUUAGUCCUGAGUAUUAGGAAACCUGGGGAAUGUUCACCUUACUUGGUGACGUAAGUAUUCGUAUUAUGUUUAGUUUUCUUAAAGAAAUGCUUAUUUACCACUGAAAUAAUCUACACAAAAUAAAUAUCUUUUAAAAUGUUCUGUAGGACAGUAUUAGGUCUCUGCUGUGUAAUUGGUUCAAGGGUAUUUUGUUUGUGCUGCUGUCUUUUUUCUCCAGUAUUAUAUGCAUUAUGUACACAGGGGUCUUGGGAAGGUGUGUGCUUGCCUUGCCUGCAAUUGCUUUUUCUUUUAUAAGUUUCUGUGCAUUGUAAUGCAUUGUAAACACUGAUGCUACCACAGCCCUGCAUGUAUGAAAUAAAACCAUGGCUCUUCA